GCUGUCGUGGCUGCUGCAGCUGCUUCGUCAGCUGUGACGUCUGUAGACGGUGGGGCGUAUGACCUCAGAUGUGCCUACGCUUCAACCUCCCACUCGACUUCCUACAGGCUUGGGGGAGUUGGGGGCCUCUUCGCCUCCCUCAUGCCAUCUGGUCUUCCCCUCAUCGCCCCUCACCCUCUUCUGCCUUUCCCCGCCCCACGACACGUGUACACCAGACCCACUGUUCCUAACUCCCCCAGAGCGAGGUCUUUUACAGUCGAAGAAAUCCUAAAGGAUAACAAAACACAAUCCCAACCCCCAGGGCGUGACGACGUCUUGCUUUACCCCGAGGUUGAGGGCAACAGAAAGGCCAUCAGUCAGUCAGGACCUCGCAAUGAUAGCCGGAGUUCUGCCCUCCCCGUGAUCGUGUCGACGCUCUACGGCUCCUUAUCUCCUUCCUUGCUCGGGGAUACGAGCUCCACGUGGGACGCAGCCUCCAUCACCACGGUCCGUAACGAGUCGCUCCAAUACAGUUCUUCUUCGUCGAGUUUGCAUAAACAACUUAGUGAAGAAAAUACCAGAAGAAACAGAAAAGAAGAAUCAACUCCCGAUGACAAUUGCAGGGUCAUAAGCAAUGAUCAUGAUCAUCUAUGGAGUUCAACAGAAGAAUCUUUAGAAAGCAAUUUAAAGAAAACAAGAUCGGGCGAUGCUAAUCAAGUUCCGAGGGCCGACGGUAGCGCACGAUACUUUCAUAAGCGCGAUAACAUCAGAGAAGAGGCAGCAACAUUCAACGUUAAACACGAAGAUGAGUCUCUUAGUGAAAUGCUGCCUGCCAAAAAGGACUUCAAUGACGAAAUUGAGCAAAAACGGAGCGAUGCUCAAGCGGAUAGUAGCAGGAAGAGCGACCAGCCGACAGGUUUCAGAGGAUACGCGAAGGAAGUAUCGAAGCCUUCAACAUCUUUUUCUCCACAUUUCGAAUGUUAUUCAGCGUUUGAACGCAUCCAUCCCGUCGGCGCUGCCCCCUACCCCUUCUCGCUGGGGUCUUCGGGGCCCGUGGACCUGCGGUCGCUGGGGGGCACAGCGCCCCGGCCCGCACCUUCCGUCCAGCGUAUCUCUGAUACCAAGGUGCGUAUUGUGACUCACGGCAGCGAUGCUGACAUUGUGAGUCACGGCAGCGAUGCAAAAUAGUGCGGUGCCCUAUAAAUCAAAUCUUGUGCCACUUCUACAGUGAUGUGUUCAGCGGAGAGAACAGCUGUUAUGUGUUCAGCGGAGAAAACAGGUAUGGUGUGUUCAGCGUUAAGAACAGCUAUGUGUUCAGCGGAGAAAACAGGAAUGGUGUGUUAAGCGGAGAAAACAGCUUUGUGCUCAGCGGAGAGAACACUUAUGAUGUGUUCAGCGGAGAGAACAGCUGUUAUGU
Hyalella azteca is the source of this 1396-nucleotide messenger RNA. RefSeq lists its product as uncharacterized. The record is from RefSeq and is a predicted model, not a curated record. Bases 142 to 1167 code for a protein of 341 amino acids. The transcript has 2 exons. NCBI's taxonomy places the organism in Eukaryota, Metazoa, Arthropoda, Malacostraca, Amphipoda, Hyalellidae.